CAUGAGCCUUGUACCCCUUUAGCUAAGAGAUGUGGAGCAUAAGGACUGUCUGAUUCCCUGUUUCCCUGUGAGGGCACCCAGCACACUGCAGGGGUUAGGGAAGAUAAUAAAUAAUAAAGGGCCCAUCCCCUUAGUGGGAUCAGUUACUGACUCCAGUGAGGUGAACUUGGCUCAAAGACUCUGUUUCCAGAGACAAAGGGACUAAAGAGGAAGAUACUGUGACUGAGUGUGUGUCAGUUCUGCUUUUGGUCUUGUUUCUGGUUAAUAAGGAAGCUGCCAGGGUCAUAAUCCCAGAGCUUGUCUUCUGAGCAGCCAUGGGACGCCGAGGCUUCGCAUUUCCUCCAGAUUUUAAACAAGUUUUGUUCAUCUUCUCUCAAGUGUUUUUCCUCCUUGGACUGUUCUGGUUUCUACCACCAGCAAGUGCCCAGAGGACAAACACAACUGGCACAUGUCAGACUGAGACUCUAGGAAGAGAAUUCAUCACCUCCUACAUGGACGACUGUGGGAACUCUAGUCAAUUUGAAGUGCAAAUUACUGGCUACUUUGCCUUCACUUCAGUGUCUGUUUCCAUCUCCAAUUACCAGUUUGAUAAGAAGAUUAUGGUAAAUUGGGGAGAGAUGGUGCGGGUCAGCCUACCAGAGUCAGUGGGAAUUAAGGGCACUACCAAUUUCUCCAAUGUGGUCCUAGUCAAGGCUGACAAAGAUAUCUCAGUAGUGUCCGUCAGCAACAAACAUGUGAGCCCUGAGACCACUGUGCUGUAUCCUGUCUCCAGCUUGGGAAAUGAACACUACAUAGUGACUCCCUCUACAGAAUCCUUAGAUAGUUACCCAGCGUUCUCUGUUAUGACAUACCAAGAGCCCAACUCCGUGGAGGUCCAUGUGAAAGGCAAGUUACAUUACCUAAUACAGGACAACUCCACUGGCUCCAGACUGACAAUUAAACUCCAUGCUUUCCAAGGCAUCCAGUUUCAAGGCAUAGGAGAUCUGUCUGGCACCAGGAUUGUCUCAGAAAAGCCAGUGGCCAUCUUGGUUGGCCAGAGGUGUUUUUGUAAUAACACUAAAUGCAACCAUGUCUUUGAGCAGCUCCUACCAGUUUGCAGCUGGGGUACAAAAUACAUCGUUCCUCCCUUACCCAGGCAGAAAGUAGAUGAAAUAGUCUACAUCACUGCUUCCCGGAACACAACUGUGUUGUAUCAACUAGGGGAACAGGCAGAGACUGUUACUCUAGCAGAAGGCAGUGUACUCCAGCGUCCUGUCAAGCCCUGGAUCCCAGUCUACAUCUCUGCUAAUGUGGGCAUCCAGGUGGUGUUCUACAGCGUGGGUGCACCUCUCCCUAAUUCCUCCCACGCCUUUCUGAUGAAUGUUCCAGAUGUUGCCAGUUACUGCCAGAUGUAUUCUAUAAAUGCCCAGGAGGGCUUCGAGAACUUUGCCUUGAUGGUGGCCAAUACAUCAGAGACUGGCGCCAUCAUCCUAGACAAUCAGCCUGUAAGGAAUGUGGUGUGGAACCGAGUCCCUGGCACUGAGUUCGUUUGGAGCAUGCGUACGCUUGCACCUGCCAUCAGAUCCCAUGCUGUGGAACAUCCCAGCUCUCCGUUUGCACUCCUGAGUGUUAGCACUGCCGCCAUGGACAGCUAUGGGAUUCCAGGUUCCUGCAGGAAGAGUGAGUAG
Molecule: messenger RNA, 1667 nt
Organism: Trachemys scripta elegans
Lineage: Eukaryota; Metazoa; Chordata; Testudines; Emydidae
Product: IgGFc-binding protein-like
Exons: 3
Coding region: 315-1667 (450 amino acids)
Source: RefSeq, a predicted model, not a curated record